Molecule: messenger RNA, 3021 nt
Organism: Phalaenopsis equestris
Lineage: Eukaryota; Viridiplantae; Streptophyta; Magnoliopsida; Asparagales; Orchidaceae
Exons: 5
Coding region: 1-3021 (1006 amino acids)
Molecular function (GO): nucleic acid binding; RNA-DNA hybrid ribonuclease activity
Source: RefSeq, a predicted model, not a curated record
AUGAAAAUUGUAAAAUGGACUCUUGACUUUGAUCCAAGUAAAGGACCACCUGUGGUUCCUAUUUGGUAUACGUUUCCUGGGCUUCCACUUCCUUUCUUCAAGCUGAAUGCCUUGUUUAACAUAAGGAGAGCUCUGGGAACAGAGCUCUGGGAAGCUCUAGGUACACCUUUGAAAGUGGAUGCACCUACUUAUAACAAAGCCAGGCCAGCACUGAACAUUGUAUCUGAACAAAAACCAUACUAUUGCCAACAUUGUAGAAUGUUUGGCCAUACAGUGGAAAAAUGCUCUAGAUUACAUCGACCAAUCAAAAGAAAUGCUGGUAAGGAUCAUAAAGAAACAAGAAACACCCUACUGCAAGCCAUAGAAAACUUUGCUGAAGAAUCACAUCUGCAUAACAGGAAGGAUCACACUCAAAGAAUUGAGGAAAUACCUUCAAUCAUUAAAGUACACUCUUCAUCUGAGGAUCCUUUAGAUAAGCCAUCAGAAGGCUCCCCUACAAAAUGUAACACAGUGACUUCUCCAAUAAAUAUAGAUAGAAAGGAAAUCCAAGAAAUUACUAUAAUCACUCCCUCACCUUCCCCUCAUGAGGAAGGAAAGACAGACAUGCAUGACAAGACACCUGAAGAUCAUGUUAUUCCUGGUAUUAAACAGGCAAUAGAAGAUGAUUGGCAGGUACAAACAGCUAGAAGGAAAAGAAAACAAGUAAAUGAAGUACAAAAACUACAGCAUGGAAGAUCAAAACAAGUUGAGAGUAAAGCAAGUAUUAAGAUUGGUUCUCCCCACCAUCAUAAAGGUUGUACUAAGGAAGACAGAAAGGAGUUGUGGAGUUGCUUGUUGAAUAUCAGUCAGCUAAUGGAUUCCCUCUGGAUUGUGGGGGGAGAUUUUAACUGCAUUGCCUCUCCUGCUAAAAAAAUUGGGGGUAGAGCUCCUAACCUUACUAAAAUGAAUACUUUCACUAAUAAUAUUCACAGGGCUGGGCUGUUUGAUUUGGGCUUUAAAGGUCCUGCUUUUACUUGGAAGAGGGGCCUUGUUGGUUCUAACCACAGACCUAUCCUUAUCAGCAUCACCUCCUCAGAUAACAUGCCUUCCCCUUCCCCAUUUAGAUAUCUGAACAUGUGGUCUUCUCAUCCUUCUUACAACUCUUACAUUGCCAACCUUUGGAAUGGGAUUUCACACACUGACCCUCUUAUCAAUCUCAGAUUAUUACAUAUCAAAAAUGCUAAAGUUCUGAGGAGUUUGAUUUGGGGUACUUUUGGGAAUGUCCUCACCAAUGUGCAGGAGCUUGAGGAGGAAGUAUUGAGAUUAGAGCAACUUGAACAGGAGGGCUUAGUUGAGGAAAAAGAACUGUUAACUGCUCAAAAUAAACUUCUUACUCCUAUUGAUUACCAAGACCAAUAUCUGAAGCAAAAAGCUGCUAUGAAUAUAUUCAAGGAGGGGGAUAGAAAUACCAAAUUCUACCAUGCUUACAUAAAGUACAAUAGGAAAUGUAAUACUAUUCAUGCUAUUGAGACUGUUGAGGGGAAUUGGCUUCAUGAGAAUGCUGAAAUAGCUAAUGAUGCUGUAAGCUAUUUCAAAAAUCUAUUGAAUCAAGAGAACAAUCCCAGAAGCCCUAUUGAUCCAGAUUAUUUUAAUGCUGAGAAGUAUUACACUGCUAAUUUAAAACUUGCUGACAUCCUUGAUGAAGAGGAGAUAUGGAAGGCUAUUAUUUCUAUUGAUAGUAGCAAAGCAGCUGGUCUUGAUGGUUUCACAGCUGAGUUUUACAAGAAAUCUUGGGACAUUAUUAAACCUGAGGUGAUUGCUUUUGUUGCCAGUUUUUUCCAAGGAAAUAAUCUCCCACAGUACUUCAGUGCUUCUACUUUUGUGCUGAUCCCCAAAUCUGAGCUACAAACCACCUGGAAUCACUUCAGACCUAUUUGUCUAUCCACUGUAAUCAGCAAAGUGAUCAGCAAAAUCACUAUCAAUAGACUCCAACCUCAUCUUGAACACAUCAUUAAACCCAAUCAGACAGUAUUUUUGAAGGGGAGAUCUAUUAUUGACAACACUCUCUUGGCACAGAAGCUUCUGAAUGAUCUGAAUAAGACCUGUAGAGGUGGUAAUUUGAUAUACAAAUUAGAUUUGAAAAAGGCCUAUGAUACUAUCAGUUGGGGAUCCAUUAUGUAUGUUCUUACUGCUAGAGGCUUCAAAUCAGACUUCUGCCAGCUAAUUCUUAGACGGAUUCACAAUAAUAAUCAUUAUAUUCUCAUAAAUGGCAAAGGCUGGGGGUCUUUCACUGCUUCCAGAGGUUUGAAGCAAGGGGACCCCUUAUCCCCCACUAUAUUUAUUAUUGCAAUUGACUAUUUAUCUAGAAUACUGGAUAAUUCUCUUCUAAGCCAAAACUAUACUAUCUAUCAUCAUAGAUCCAACUUUGCCGUCACCCACUUGAUCUAUGCUGAUGAUGUCAUGGUCUUCUCUAGAGCUCAUAAAAAUGCUCUGAGGAAAGUGUAUCAGACUCUUCAAAAGUUCCAAACACACUCUGGUAUGUGCUUCAGUCCAGAGAAGUGCCUGUUGAUUUUUAAUAAACAUGCAAAUCCAAAUUGCAAACAAUGGGCUUCUAGUUAUACUGGCUUCUCAAACUCCCAGCUUCCUGUCAAGUUUCUCUGGAAACCUCCUGGUUACUACACAGUCAAGGUAAAUACUGAUGAAAGCUUCAAUAAAUUAGGAGCAGGUUUUGGGGGUGUCUACAGAAAUCACUUAGGGAAAUGCUUAUUAUACUUCCACAUCCCCAUUGUGGCUACUGAUGCUGUUGAAACUGAAUUAGUGGCUGUCUAUUGGGCUUUAAAAAUUGCCAAAAUGUCUAGCUGGUACAACUUAUGGUUAAAAGUGGAUUCUACUGCUGUAAUCAAGAUACUGAAGGAUGAGGAGCUUUCACCCUGGCACCUUGCUUUUUGGACCAAAAAGAUGAGAGAAAUUUCUUCACAGUUAAAAGUGCAAUAUACUUUUAUCUACAUAGAGGGAAACCAGCCUGCAAAUUGGCUAGUGUAG